This is a messenger RNA of Protopolystoma xenopodis, 783 nucleotides long. Lineage: Eukaryota; Metazoa; Platyhelminthes; Monogenea; Polystomatidea; Polystomatidae. The record is from the annotation of a GenBank genome assembly.
AUGGGCUUCCAGGGCUUUUCGGGCCUCAAAGGUUCCUCUGGUUUCUUAGGUCCUGUUGGCCCAAAAGGUCUGCAGGGGGAAAAAGGAAACAGUGGCGAUGCCGGAUCCAUGGGCAUUCCAGGGCCAAUCGGCGAUCCUGGCCCACCUGGGCCGAGAGGUCCUAAGGGUGCUUCGGGUGAAUUGGGCGAGCGCGGAGAUGCUGGACCUCCUGGACCCUCUGGAGAACGCGGAGACGACGGCCUAGAGGGUCAGCCAGGCCCACAAGGCGAAGCUGGAAAGAAGGGUAUCCUUGGUGACCCGGGCCCCAUAGGCGACAAAGGCAUUCGAGGUGACAUCGGAUACCAAGGUCCUCGUGGUGAUCCAGGAAGCCCAGGAGAGCCAGGUCCAGCAGGUCCAGUCGGCCUGAAGGGGGUCAAAGGAGAAGAAGGCAUGGUAGGGCCCCGUGGACUUCCUGGAGAAUCGGGUCCCAAGGGGGCAAUAGGGGCAGCUGGCCUAAAGGGGGUACCUGGCAAGCUUGGCAGACAAGGUGAGCGAGGUCGCUCCGGAGAAUUAGGAGAUGCUGGAGCAGAAGGACCGUUGGGGCCGGAGGGGCCCCAGGGUGCUCAGGGUCGUGAAGGAAGGCCUGGACCAGAUGGCAAAAUUGGUACAAUUGGCCCAAAGGGGGAUCAAGGCGAGAAAGGUCUUGAAGGGCUAGAAGGAUCGGAUGGAGCCAAUGGACAGGUGGGUCCCCCAGGACCUAAAGGAGUUCGAGGAGACUCAGGAGCUCCAGUAAGUUUUCUUUAA